AUGUCAGCUGAAGAUAGGCAAGUCAUCAUAAUUGGUCUUGCCGCACUUGUUGCUAUUGCUGCAGCUGAUGUAUCUGUUGUACGCAGUGAUGCUGUUGUAAAUCCAGACAGUUAUCAAUAUUCAUAUGAAUUGGAUAAUGGUGUUAAAGCAUCAGAAGAAGGAAAAUUAAAGGAUCCAGAAACUCUCUCUGUUAGUGGAAACUUUGCUUUCAAUUCACCUGAAGGUGAAGCUAUUCAAGUAUCAUACACAGCUGAUGAAAAUGGUUUCCAACCAGUUGGUCCUCAUAUUCCAACACCACCACCAGUACCAGAAGUUAUUCAAAGAGCUUUGGAUUAUAUUGCUGCUCAUCCACCACCACCAUCCCAUUAA
Messenger RNA from Condylostylus longicornis, 369 nucleotides. Its product is annotated as larval cuticle protein LCP-17-like. The record is from RefSeq and is a predicted model, not a curated record. Gene Ontology annotation, molecular function: structural constituent of chitin-based larval cuticle. The transcript has 3 exons. Gene Ontology annotation, cellular component: chitin-based extracellular matrix. NCBI's taxonomy places the organism in Eukaryota, Metazoa, Arthropoda, Insecta, Diptera, Dolichopodidae. The coding region runs from base 1 to 369 and encodes 122 amino acids.